AACGUUCACCUGUGAUGCAACGUAAUUAGGCUAUAGCAGAGAUGGAUAGGCUACUACAAUAACUAUCUUGCUCAUGACAAUGAAAAGCUAGGCUACAUUAUUAUAGAUGCUGACUGAAAAGUCACCAAGUCACAGAGGAAGGCGUGUCAUCCUCUUAUUGGAAACAAGUUCUCACAAUAAUGGGAGUGUCGACAUUUUUUCAACCCUAAGAGCUGUAUUUUAGCUUUCACCUGAGUUUAAGCUGAUUUCAUUGUUACUUUUUGUUACCUGUUUGUGACCACGUCGAUCAACAGCGGGAUUUACUUCACGCGGGUCGGUUUGGAUGAAGUUAAGAGCGGGAAAAGACUCGCGAGUUCAGGAUGUCUUCAGGCGCAGUACGCACGAAGUCAGCAGGAUGCUUUACAAGCAUAGCAAGCACCUGAGUGGACGAUACAAGAAGUCCAAACAUCACUUUGUUUGGCUCCUCUGUCUUUGGAUUCACCUUCUGCCUCAAGCUGAUGGCUUCUUUAUGUCUGAUGCUAAAGCUGUCCUGCAAGGAUGUGAUGACCACUGGACUUUCCAGGGACCGAGCCGUAUGCCUGUGCUCUUCCAAACAACAAUAUGUGUGAACGUAAGGGUCAUUUCCCCAGGAACAUGGACUGCAUUUAGCUAUGUCUCGACGCCGACGCGCCGAUAUGAACUGGCCCUGCAGGGGGACCAAAACAACCUGUAUGCCUGGCUGUUGGGUGUACGACACCAAUUCACUGUCCAGCUGACCGCUCAACGCUGGCAUCACAUAUGCCUACGAUGGGAUGCCUUUAGCAAGAGUUUCAGUCUGACAAUAGGUGGAAAUUCUGAAAUAUAUCAGCGUACUGCCAUUGCUCGAGCAAUCCCUCCUUCCGGUAGUCUUCUGCUGGGUUGCCAACCAAAUGAAGCCUUCCCUGGGGUAAAAAUGGCUACGACUGAGCUCUACCUGUUUCGCAUAUGGGACGAUGUAGGAGACCACAAGGCAUGUGAAGAUGGGACAGUGAUUGGCUGGGAUUCACAAAUUUGGGCUAUCACACGAACCCAGGCCAGAGUCCAAGAUUACACACUGCAGUGUGGCAUAAAGCAUCUGCGUAAGAAACGCAAUGCACAACCAUCUACGCCCUCAUCCACUGCAUCCCAGAAUACAGCUUCCAGCCGGGAUUUUACUCUAACAAUAAGUCCACUCUACUCACUUUUAAAUUCAGUAAUUACGAAUGUACAGGCCAACGCAAACCCAGGACUGAACCAAAUUUUGAAUCAGAACAGCAAUACCUCUCCUGGUUCAACAUCACAACCUAUAACCAUAACAAGUCCUCCAGGACUCACAUCAACAUCUUCUUCAAUGAAUCCCAACACAUCACCUACAACUUCUUCAGUGUAUCCAAGUACAACAACACAACUCCCACCAUCAGCUACUUCAAUGAAUCCAGAUGCAGCACAACUCACAUCAACAACUUCUUCAAUGACUCCCAGUAUGACAACACAACUCGUACAAACAGCUACUUCAACGACUCCCAAUACAACAACACAACUCACAUCAGAAACUUCUUCAAUGACUCUUAAUACAACAACACAAUUCACAUCAACAACUUCUUCAAUGACUCCUAAUACAACAACACAACUGACAUCAGAAACUUCUUCAAUGACUCCUAAUACAACAACACAACUGACAUCAGAAACUUCUUCAAUGACUCCUAAUACAACAACACAACUGACAUCAGAAACUUCUUCAAUGACUCCCAAUACAACAACACAACUGACAUCAGAAACUUCUUCAAUGACUCUUAAUACAACAACACAAUUCACAUCAACUACAACUUCUUCAAUGACUCCUAAUACAACAUCACAACUGACAUCAGAAACUUCUUCAAUGACUCAUAAUACAACAACACAACUGACAUCAGAAACUUCUUCAAUGACUCCUAAUACAACAACACAACUGACAUCAGAAACUUCUUCAAUGACUCCCAAUACAACAACACAACUGACAUCAGAAACUUCUUCAAUGACUCUUAAUACAACAACACAAUUCACAUCAACUACAACUUCUUCAGUGUAUCCAAGUACAACAACACAACUCACACCAACAGCUACUUCAAUGAAUCCAGGCACAACAACACAACUCACAUCAGAAACUCCUUCAAUGACUCCCAUUAUGACAACACAAUUCGCACCAACAGCUACUUCAAUGACUCCCAAUACAACAACACAACUAACAUCAGAAACUUCUUCAAUGACUCCUAAUACAACAACACAACUGACAUCAGAAACUUCUUCAAUGACUCCCAAUACAACAACACAACUCACUUCAGAAACUUCUUCAAUGACUUCUGAUAUAACAACACAACUCACAUCAACAACUUCUUCAGUGACUCCUGAUACAAUAGAAUCUAUGUCAACAACUUCAAUGAAUCCCAAUACAACAACACAACCCACAUCAACAACUUCUUCAUUGACUCCUGAUGCAACAACAGAAUCCACAUCAACAACUUCACUGACUCCCAAUACAGUAACACAACUCACAUCAGAAACAUCUUCAAUUACGAAUGUACAGGCUAACACAAACCAAGGACAAAACCAGGAUUUAAGCCAGAACAGCAGUACCUCUCCUGAUUCAACGUCACAACCUACAACCACAACAAGUCCUCGAGAUCUCACAUCAACAUCUUCUUCAAUAAAUCCCAACUCAUCAACUACAACUUCUUCAGUGUAUACAAGUACAACAACACAACUCACAUCAACAACUUCUUCAAUGACUCCAGAUACAACACAACUCACAACAACUUCUUCAAUGACUCCCAAUACAACAACACAACUGACAUCAGAAACUUCUUCAAUGACUCCUAAUACAACAACACAACUCACAUCAACAAACUUCUUCAAUGACUCCUAAUACAACAACACAACUCACAUCAGAAACUU
This is a messenger RNA of Danio rerio (zebrafish), 2928 nucleotides long. NCBI's taxonomy places the organism in Eukaryota, Metazoa, Chordata, Actinopteri, Cypriniformes, Danionidae. The record is from RefSeq and is a predicted model, not a curated record.